This is a messenger RNA of Scleropages formosus (Asian bonytongue), 796 nucleotides long. It is a transcript of the gene ccl20b, whose product is annotated as chemokine (C-C motif) ligand 20b. The transcript has 4 exons. Gene Ontology annotation, cellular component: extracellular region. The record is from RefSeq and is a predicted model, not a curated record. Gene Ontology annotation, molecular function: chemokine activity. Lineage: Eukaryota; Metazoa; Chordata; Actinopteri; Osteoglossiformes; Osteoglossidae. Gene Ontology annotation, biological process: immune response. Bases 78 to 362 code for a protein of 94 amino acids.
CUGCGUUCACACCUCGUCUCACGCUCGUCUCCUCUGGCUUCACACCUGCCGCAACGCCAACACAUCAAGGACCAAGCAUGACGUGCUCUUCAGCGUGCACUCUGGCCCUGUUGGCCACCCUCUGUCUGCACCUGUUCGUCUCCCCCUCGCAGUCAGCGAGCUGCUGCCUGCGUUACUCCAUGAAGAAGUACCCCUGUCACAAGAUGAAGACCUACAGCAUCCAGAGCAUGAUGAGCAGCUGCGACAUCAACGCUGUUAUUUUCCACACAAUGAAAGGCCGCUACAUCUGUGCAGACCCUGCUCAGAAGUGGACUUUGGACAGCAUCCAGUGCCUCAACGCAAGGACCAAGAAGGCACAGUGAGAAUGGCACUUCAAGAUCUGGAAUCGAGAACGGAUGAAAAAUAUUCAGAGCUUUGAUAUUUUUAUUGAUAUUUCUCAAUUUGAGAGUUUGAAUCUUUCGCUUUCUUGAAAGCUGAUAGUUGCAAUGUCCCUUUUCCUUAUACCACACUUUACCCAUGGAAUCAGGAAAAUGUUCUCAUCCUGCUGUGUAUUCUGUUUUUGGUUGCUGUGCUUAUGUUUAAACUAUGAGAGUAAGUCCAAAUGUCAGCAGACAUGUUAACAUCACUGCGGGAACCCAUGUUUUACCCUCAUAUUUACAUUUGGUCUGUAUUUUUGAAGCGCAGAAAUAAUGCAGCAUUGGGGACAUGAAGCAAUAUAAUGUGUUAAGCAAAAUAUUUUUGCUGUUAUUUCCCAAGUGUAGCUCUAUCUAAGUGCUCAAAAGAUCUUUUGUGUCAU